AUGGGACCUAAUGAUGUUGAAGUUGCAAAGAUUUUCAAAAUGUUCGCGAAUGAGGACCAGAAGAUUCUCCAGCGCGACAUUAAGACCACUCUGAAGUGUCUUGGCUACGUCCUAAAGGAGAGCCACAACGUUCCUAAUAGAAAUGUGAGUCUUGAGGAAUUCAAGCAAAUUGUAAACGAUUUGAAGACAAGCAAGGAGAUUUACAGCAAGGAGAACAUCGACGAGGCGUUUAGGUCGCUGGAUCCGAACAACAGCGGAUACAUCAAAGCAAAGGAUCUGAGAAUGAUUUUGCUUGAGGGAGUUGAAGGAAUGACUAACGAGGAAAUCAACGACUUUUUCGUGAUAUUUCCACCAAAUGCCAGGGGAGAAGUCUCGUACAAGGUACUGAUUGAGAAGCUGUACACGAAUGAGGAUAAUGAGUAG
Molecule: messenger RNA, 423 nt
Organism: Enterospora canceri
Lineage: Eukaryota; Fungi; Microsporidia; Enterocytozoonidae
Source: the annotation of a GenBank genome assembly